Molecule: messenger RNA, 711 nt
Organism: Leptosia nina
Lineage: Eukaryota; Metazoa; Arthropoda; Insecta; Lepidoptera; Pieridae
Source: the annotation of a GenBank genome assembly
AUGGCUGAUACUGAAGGAAAUAAAAUCGAAUGGCAACCAUUAGCUUUAACAUUAGUUGAAUAUCCUAAAGGUGACUUAAUUGGUAAAAUAUUUGCCAUUAUAAGUCUAGCUCCAUUUGGUAUAGGGUCUGGAUUCAUUGCAUUAAUACUAUUUAGAAGAGACCUACAUACUAUUGCUUUUUUUGUUGGAACACUAUUGAAUGAACUUAUUAAUAUAAUACUAAAACACAUAUUUUGUGAAAAAAGGCCAUUGUCAAGGGGAAAUUUAUACAAUGAAUAUGGAAUGCCAUCAUCACAUUCCCAAUUCAUUUGGUUUUUUAGUAUAUAUGUUUUAUAUUUCUUCAUUUUCAGGUUGCAUCACAUCUAUAACAACAAUAUUUUAUCAAUAUUGUGGAAAGUUAUAAUUGUGGGUAGCUGUUUUUUAUUAUCACUGAUUGUGAGCAUCGCGCGAGUAUAUUUAGAGUAUCAUACAACAAGACAAGUUGUUUAUGGAGCUCUAGUGGGUUGUUUGACUGCAACACUUUGGUUCACCGUAGUACAUAGAGUUCUAACUCCACUUUUCCCACAAGUAGCAAACUUGAAAAUAUGUGAAUUACUAAUGAUAAGGGAUACAACAUUGAUACCGAACGUCUUAUUCUUUGAGUACACGAAAUCUAGACACGAAGCGCGUACGCGAGGUCGAAAGUUGGCUGCUUUGAAACCGAUUCGAUGA